Molecule: messenger RNA, 1915 nt
Organism: Paraphaeosphaeria sporulosa
Lineage: Eukaryota; Fungi; Ascomycota; Dothideomycetes; Pleosporales; Didymosphaeriaceae
Exons: 2
Coding region: 51-1814 (587 amino acids)
Molecular function (GO): protein binding
Source: RefSeq, a predicted model, not a curated record
CCCGACGAAAGUCCUAAUCUACGUACUCGAUCGUGUCGUGUCGUGUCCGUAUGACCGCACAAAGGAACGUGCUGUUCUCUGUUGCCUUUAGCUGCCGACCAGACGCAACCAUGGCCAAGCUUUCAGAUCUACCAUCCGAGCUACUGGAGCAGGUCUUGCUAUAUCUACCUCAGUCAGCCUACUGUUCCCUUUCCCGGGUGAAUAAAGCGCUCUACGGCAUCACUACAUCGUACUUGUACCGCGACAUUACUCUUCUGGCUCGAUCCAGGGAUCACACCCCCCGGGUAGACAGGCUCUUCUUCAACAUCCUGGAUAACCCAAAACUGGGGAAGCAUGUAAGAAGCCUCACAGCAGGCGUGUGCACCCAAGAACCAUGCCGCGAAGUGAGACUAUGCAUGCCUAUCGACAACAAGGCCGAACAUCGACUAUCUGUCGAAAAGGCCAUGAGGUUUAUUGAUAAAUGGCAGCCUGUUGUCCAAGCGGAAGAUUUCCUUGAUGGUCUGGACGCCAAUGACUACGGGGUCUAUUUUGCCUUGCUGUACCUGUUGGUCCUUCCCACGCUACAAUGCAUCAACAUUUCCGAGAUAGGCGACGAGACUUUAAGACCUCUCAAGUACACUCUAGACAAUAUCAGAACUGAAGAGGCGACCGGAAAUACUCAACUUCUUGGACGUCUGGGGUCAGUCAAGGAGGUGACAUACAACUUCCAACACGAUAUGACCAGUCCUUUUCCGCGGUCAGGCACGAACGACCUGUGGAGCUCUUUGAUCAUACACUCGAUCGAAUCUUUGGAGCUAUCAGCAUGCCGCGAAUGGUCGUCGUUUUCUCGUCCCGGUGCCCCGGUUCCCCGUUUCGCUCGGUUCCGAAACUUCCAACCAGCAUCCACAUUGAUGUUCCUUACCACAUUUGUUAUGCGUUGUACCGUGAACGUUGCUGAGACAUUACAUGGAAUUCUCCCACAGACUCCACAGCUCCGCUCGCUGACUUGUGAGGCGUUCUGCGACACCAGCCGAAAUCCUCUAAAUGCAGACACGGCUGGGGCGACGCCACCAUGGAUACUGCUCGAACAGUGGAAUGCGGAACUCAACACGGUCAAGAAUACUUUAGAAACCUUAGUACUCAGCGUGGAGUUGAGCAAUGGGGACUGCACGUUUUUCAGGCAACCUGACCUCAAACCACACGUCAGUGGCCGGCUCAACUUGAGCAGGUUCGAUCGAUUGCACACGCUCGAGGUGCCUGUGCCCUUCCUGACAGACGACGCUUUCCUUUGGAUCGGUUCGGACACGAAUUUCUCGCCAUAUGCUCCACCAAAUCUUCGUCACCUCACACUUCGUACGGAUAUGACAGAGGCACAAUGGGUGUACCCUUGGGACACAUCAAUCAGGGAGAAAGGGCCUACGUUCCAAGAGUCGAAAGAAGAAGCCUGGGUGAAGGACCAAGCUAGAAUGGACUUGACCUGCGUUUUUCAGAUAGCGCUGGCUCUGAUAGACCAACUGCCGGAUCUGCAGUCUUUUUCCGUCUGGCAGCCUCCAGACCCCUCCCUCGACAUGUUCGGCUAUCAAUUGGAGGACUUGCGCACAUCCUGUAAAAACAAGUCCAUCACCGCGAGAGUCGUCUAUCCGAUGUUACUUCGACGGAAGUCGACCGUCCAUUGGGAUUUGGCACGGGAGGUUACACUCUUUGAUUCACAGUUCCCCGAUAGCGGAUCGGUCGCCCGGAUGUUUCGUGGCGAACGACGUGGCAUACCACUUGGACUUGCUUCGCAGUAUCACUUGGGUGAAUUCAGGAAGAAUCAUGUCCGCAGGCAUAGGUAAUCAUUGAUUGUACACAGGCACUGGUGAGGACACAAGAUCUCUUCGAGCGCACCUCUAGUGCAGAGUUGUAAAAAGAAAGAUUUGAAGGACGUCACAGAUAG